CGCGCGCUUUCGUCACUAUUGUGUUUGUCGCUGCUACUUCUGGCAGAUCGAUCAUGUGAGCGACUCGCGCGAUCGUCCCGACCUGCGGGUGGGAAAGCGAUCGUCAAGUGCUCGGAUAGUCGAUCAAAUGGAUUGCGCAUUCUCCGAGUGCUGACGAGAAAAAAAAAACUUGAAGCGGUGAAAAACAGUUGAACCUAAUUACAGCACCAAACCGGCAUCAGUCGUAUUUUGGCAACCGUUAGUCGAUCAACGGAACAGGAACAUUACGGUAGCAACAACCAACCGAAGAGGGCAAAAGGAGAUUGGCUAUCUAAGAUUUGUGAAAGUGCAUGAUAGAGUAUUUUUAGCCAACCCGGUCCAUUGUCAACUAGCAAUCGAAGACAACAAGUACAUUGUGGUGUGGAGUGCAUUCGAAAGAACGUUUCUAGAACCUUCUUGUGAAAACAUACAAGUAAAGUUUAGUGAAUUCAACAAUCCGACCAGUGCAUAUAGCGCCCUGCGUUCAAAAUGGGUGUCCAGGAUGUACAGGAUCACAUGCCAGUGCAGUGCGACUUUGAGAUAUUCGGUCAAGUGCAAGGAUGUGGAUUCACGAAACACUGCAGAGACAAUUGCUUAGCACUUGGUAUCAAAGGAUGGGUGAAAAACUCGAAACAAGGCACAAUCAUGGGCAAAAUGCAAGGAGCGAAGGCAGAUGUUAGCAAGAUGGUCGAAUGGCUGUCGAAGACGGGUUCCCCCGGAUGCAAGAUCGAUAAGGCAGAGUUCACCAACUGGGGAACGCUGUCAAGAUUUGCAUUCACAGAUUUCGCUAUUAGAUUCUAAUGUGUCUUGUUAACUUAAAGUGCACAACCCAAGCAUUAAUUAUAUUGGGCCGCUCAUUUUAGAGAUACCCAUAGUAGUUUCAGUAAAACUGAGCUUGAUCGAAUAAUUCGGAUGAAAUGCAAGUUGUGUAAAUAUUAAUGCUACGUUACGAAACUAUAGAAGUUGAUUGUUAAAUAGUUCACCGCCUGUAUCUAGAAACAUACCCCCCUGCAGGAAGAACAAAAUAUGUGUAUAUUCGUUACAAUGAAAAGAUAAAACUAUUUUACUUAUUUUGAUUAAAAUAUUUUAUGGAAACAAUCACUGUGUUAAAAAAGUGUAGCAUUGAAUGGUUGAACACUUAGUAUCGCAAUAAGCUUCAUAUUAAACCAAUGGAAUAGACCGGUACCGGAACAGUGAACGUUGAGGGACUUUAUGUAGUUGAUUCUACAGUUUCGUUCGAAUCUGAUGGAAUUAAUUUAGAAGCAGCACUAUAUAGUUAUUAAGUUUAGCUUAUUCAAUUAAAAAUAGUUAUUGAAUAAAAAUAUUUAUUAAUACUUA
Wyeomyia smithii (pitcher-plant mosquito) is the source of this 1356-nucleotide messenger RNA. RefSeq names its product acylphosphatase-2-like. The record is from RefSeq and is a predicted model, not a curated record. The transcript is spliced from 3 exons. Gene Ontology annotation, molecular function: acylphosphatase activity. NCBI's taxonomy places the organism in Eukaryota, Metazoa, Arthropoda, Insecta, Diptera, Culicidae. Bases 508 to 819 code for a protein of 103 amino acids.